Molecule: messenger RNA, 2313 nt
Organism: Talaromyces amestolkiae
Lineage: Eukaryota; Fungi; Ascomycota; Eurotiomycetes; Eurotiales; Trichocomaceae
Exons: 4
Coding region: 1-2313 (770 amino acids)
Biological process (GO): DNA-templated transcription
Molecular function (GO): DNA binding; zinc ion binding
Source: RefSeq, a predicted model, not a curated record
AUGUACGAUUCUGGUUCAUCAAUGGCUUCUUCUUUAUCUCCUCAGACUUCGCUGCCGCCGCCAUCUGCUCUAGCAUCCGCUCCCCCGAGCAGACCUAGCAGUGGAUUGCAAAUGGCGUAUUUGUUGCAUCCACCGGCGCAACAGGGCCCUACACUGCCUAUGCCGACUUCCUCACCUUAUGCUCACUCUUACGACUCAGGAACUGGGUCUCCGGCUGAUCGGUCAUCCGUUUUGACGGACGGAAAUGGCUCUCUUCCCGAUGCACCAAGCCUUGCGCCUCAUAUGGGAGGAGCCGCAGGACAGCCUCAACAGAAACGAGCUUAUCGGCAAAGACGAAAGGAUCCUAGCUGCGAUGCUUGCCGGGAACGCAAGGUCAAGGUAGGUGCGACGCUUCCGAAUCAUCGAGCUGUACAGAAUGUUCGAACCGCAAGACAAGUACAAGACCUGGAAAAACAGCUUACCAGUACGAAACAGCAACUGCAGCAGCUUCGAUCAGGCGUUCUGAAGGCGGAUAAUGUGAUGGAUAUCGAAUUUGAUGUCAGCGGUCAACCAGUGUUGAAACUUCCAGAUGUCGGCGGUCGACCGGUGCGACAACAUCGCCCUCCAAUUUCACAGGAUUUCUCCAGAGUGCGCGCCAACGUGCGCACCUAUGGGACUGGUGUUGUCAAAGUGCCACCCCCGUAUCGACAAGUGGUUCCCUCUUCCUUUAUCCAAGACAACGGGCCGGCGCUGCCUGUAAAGAGCCUCGCAGAUCGACUGCUAGCUCAAUAUCACGCAUAUGUGCACUCGGUUUUGCCGAUUAUUCACUGGCCUAGCUUUACAGCCGAGUACGAAAAAGUGUACCAGCGAGGAACACUGCGUGGAAGCCUUCGAGAGUGGGCUGCGGUGCUGUUUGGUGUUUUUGCCUGUGGUUUGAUGCACUCUUUGGAGCCAAACAAACAACAAGAUGCGCAAGCAUAUUUAUUAGUAUCGCAAACGAUAGUUGAUAUAUGGUUGGACGACUUCACACUUGAUCAGGCCCGUGUCUCGCUUCUCAUGAGUAUUGUUCUUUAUGAGAUGAACUCCCGAUCUUCAAGCUGGGUUUGGCUCGGUUCGGCUGUUCGGAUAGCACAGGACAUCGGUCUUCAUAUUGAGUCGGGUCCAUGGUCCACUGUCGAGCGAGAAAUGAGAAGACGUCUUUGGUGGGGGAUCUAUGCAUGGGACCGGCUGUUGUCUCUCGAACUAGGCAAACCAAUCUCAAUCCAUGACCAGGACUGUGAUGUCGACCUUCCCUGUCCAGUUGAUGAGCAAUUCAUCGCAGAAGGGGCUAGACUACCCGAAGGCUCAAACACAAACUCUUUACUAGCUACGAUUCAUGUGGUGCGCUCAAUCGGACAACUCACCAAGACGCUGAGAUCCCCAAUUGUCAGUCCUGCGACACUCGAUAUCUUCGAUCGUCACUUCAAUGCUUGUCUGGCGACAUUUCCUAUCCAUUUUCAUCCCAAAUCUGAUAGUCUACUCGAUCCGAGCUCUUUAGCGCCAAUCAUCUACCUCCAAAAUGCCCGUUACGUUUUACAUCGCCAUAACAUUUCGCCGUACUGCCCUGCUGAUGUCCGGUUUCCCGCUUUGGAUCAGUGCUUCAUGAUUGCCCAGGAUACCGCUCGCGUGCUAUCGCGGUGCAUGCAUUCACCACCGCCAGUUGUUCCAACGUCGGUCUACGGUGGCGCGCGCAAUGAUUGGCAAACAUCUUUGGCAUCAUCAGCGUCGACUAUGUUGUGUAAUCAUAUCUGGCGCUGCUUGUUGAUUUUGAUUUUCAGGGAAGACUUUGCGGCAGCUUCGGUAUGUGUACAAGCUUGCAAGGUUAUUGGCGAUCACCAUAUCGCCAUGGCGUCUUGCGGUCGUUAUGUUGCUUUCUUCCUGAGGAUUUUGUUGGACCGCCUACGACGUAAUGACUCGACCCCAAUUGACCGAGACGAAGAGAUGCUCGCGUACGUGUCAGGAGAUAUGCAGAGUACCGCGACCGGUAGUUGGAUCUGGCAAGGAAGCGAGACGGGAACACAGUUAGAAAAUGUGCCAUCGCAAUCACCGCCAUAUGUUUCUUCGGCCCCUGGAGUGGGAAGCAGGACAUCCAACGAUGCGGAAUGGGAGGGUUGGGACUGGAUCGAAGGAACUCUGCAAUACCUGGCUGGUGAAUUACGCCAGCGCAGUUAUGACCGUCGAGACGUCCCACCAGUCAGGAUUGCUGCCCCUGCUCUCAAGAUUGAGGAGUCGGCAAGCAGCACUUCGAGAUCGAGUGCGCCCAAUUCGCGCAUGACCAUCGCCAACAUUAUUUAG